UGAGAAAGGAAAUCCUUGGCACUGAGUAUGAAUGCAGCAACAGCAACAGCAACAACAGCAGCUGACAACCGACAACAACUUUUUCCCUUCGAAUUGCGACGAAAUUUGUCGCACGGAGAAUGGCAACUUUGACUGAUGUCCAGCACAACCGGCGAAGGGAGAGGUCAUUCGCUGGCAAGCCAAGACCUGUCAAGAGUGGCAUUGCAUUGGCCAGAGUCAAACCAGUCUCGCAUCGCUCAGAAGUACUCUUAGAUGAUCAGAUUUCCCUGGUAACCCAAACCCAAGAUGAGUUGGAGCGAGCCAUGGUGUGUCUGACCAAUGCCAGGAAUGACCUGGAGCUGACCCAGUGGAGGUCAGAGGUCGGUAACCUUAAGGCCAAGUGCGACGAGAUGAUACUCAUACUCACGGUGGUAUCCAAGUUGAAGGCGGAGCUUAUGUAUGCCAAGGAGGAGCUGGAGAAGGCGGGGAAGGAAGGAGGCGACAUCCGGGAGCCCAGAAGACGAGUGGUGAUGCUGGAAGAUAGGAUGGAGAAUCUACUCAGCAGAUAUCGCAAGAUGCCCAGAAAAGUGCAGCCGUCUGCUGACAUUGAAAAGAAUGACCAGCCCCAGCCAACUGAUCAACAGGACGCUCACAUUGACAGCACAAACAAAACAGAACCCCUCCCUUCAGAGGUAGAAAAACCACCCCCGGAAAAUGAGCAGAUCCAGGAAGACGGUGGAGGGGAUAGGAGGGAAGUGCCUAAACCAGAACGUUCCAUUCUGAAGCAGGGGGUUUUAGGCAGCAGGGGAGCUGGUGAUGGCACAGCGACACCCUCUGAGAAACGUGGGAGCGAACGGAGGCUGUCGUUUGGGCAAGUUACUCCCACUGGGUCAAGACAAAUCCUUGAAAUGGGCCCAACUGCUUCUGGAAGUGAGGGAGUGGAUUCAGGAGACAGUGAUGAUGAUGACGAUGAGGAUGACGAUGAAAGCUUUGAAGAUGGUAAUCAAGACACCAAUGUCUUCAUCACAGAAGGAUCCCUGUCAGCACUGGACGGACCCUAUCAUCAGCUGCUGGCUCCUAUAAACCAAGAUGAAGCAGACGGUGAUGGUGAUGAUGGCAGAGAUUUAGCUGCAGAGUAUUGGAUGUCGCCCCACCACAGGUUUGAGUACAGUGAACAACGAGAUGUGAUCACUCGAGAAAAUCCUCUGUCUUAUCAUAACCUAGGCUUAGCCGUCCAGUCUUCCUUCAUUGAACCAGGAAAGAAACUCUCCCCUAAGCGAUCCCAAAGCCAGCCAGCGAUGUUCCUGAAUAGUACUCCGCCUGCAGUUGAAGAGCUUCCAUGGAGGCCGCGCAGACGAGGCAGCGAUCUACCUGACGUGCAUCUUCAACGCCAUGCCGACUACAGUCCACCACAGAAAAUUGCCCUGGACAAAUUGUCGGAGCGGAUCCACAAGAUCUGGAACAAGAUGGAGGACGCCACAAGGAAAUCUAUCGACUGCAGUAACAGUCAGAUCAGUGAGCAGAAAGGAUCUAUCAUCAGACACGUCGAAAGUCGCCUGAGUGAAGACUCGGCAAGCUCUUUUCUGAAGAGCGACUCACUCAAGACAAGCAGGUCCUCUGCCCGGGGGUUUGGCAAGGGUCCUGCACCCCCAUCUGACAAGGCCUCAGGGGAGAGUGUUGAGGUACCCAAGGGGCGUGGCAGAGUGCUUCCAGGAGGGCCUAUGAUGGUGUACCAUCCACGCCCGGUGCCUGAACCAGAGAUGCUACCACUCACAAGAACGAAUCCAUCCAAGAAGUUCCCUCGAAUAUCGAGCGACUGGAACGACACGCGCCAAGAGUCCAUGGAUCCAACGCUGCGAUUGGUCAAUCAGAUGAACGUCGCCAAGGAAACCAACUUGUUGGUGUACAAGAGCAAAGAUAAGAAACGGAAGAAUCUGACCAUGUCUGCAGCGGCCAGACAGCAGGAGGAUACUGUCAGAAGGAGAUGGAAGAUAGCUUCCAACCCAGCAAUCACGGUAGCAGCAGCUGUUGCUCACGUCAACACAAGGAGAAAACUCAGCACCCUCAACUUAGAUAAAGACAGCCUCAAAUGGAAGAGAAUAUUGGAUAUUUUGCAAAGGCUAUCGUCAGAACGGGUGGAUGAACGGAGAGAUGCUGCCAUGCAUCUUGGCUCAUUGGACUGCAGCCAGAGAGAGGUCUUAUCAGCCCUCAUGAAAGUGGUUCAAAACGACUCGGAUUCGCGGGUCCGUUACGAGGCGGCCAAGUCCAUGGUAUCUCUUGGAUACUGGAGUGAGCAUGCGCUGGAAGUUAUCGUCCAGCACAUGGAGGAAGGGAACUGGGAUGUGCGGUCAGAUCUGGUCAAGACCCUGAUCAAUGCCAGGCACAUACAGCUGGCUAACAAGAAAAGCCCCCACACCAAGAAGCUGAUCUCAAUCCUGAGGGAUAUCUGUGGUUCCAAGGAUUCAGGAGACCUAGGCUUUGACUGCGCGGUCUGCCUGGGCUGCUUUGGUGUCGCGGACGCUGGCGCUAAGAAGAAGCUCAAGGGAAGCUUGACCAGCAAAGACACUAAUGUCAUAUCAAGGUCUCUAGAGAUCCUCGUCAGACAGAUGGAUGCCAGGGAACCCGACGUUAUCAAGAUGGUCCUACAUCAAAUGCAGUACUCCAAGUCCUGGAAGCAUAGGGCGGCUGCAGCCAGACUACUGGUCCUUAUUGGAACCAAGAGCAUGAAGACAGAUGAAGAUGUACAGAUGGUGUUCAGUAUCCUAGAGAGAAGACUGUAUGAUGAUCCUAGUAGGGAGGUGCGCAGCGAGAUAGCCACUACACUGACAUCCCUGGAUCUGAGAGAACUAGCCGCAGAUCUUGUGGAGAAGAGGUUAGAAGAUGAUGAUGAUGAUCACAGAGCACAUGCAGUCAUAGCAGUGGGCGUCUUGGGCAUGAAGGCAGAUAAGAUCAUCCGGACCCUGCUGGAGAUGCUGGAGCUUGACUCCUGUGACUACGUUCGCCUGCAGAUCAUCAGGACUUUCGCAAGCCUGGGCCUCACUAACAUCAAGAUCAUGAGAGCGCUGAAGGAAAGGGAGAGAUCCGAGGGACCGCUGGCAAGGGAAGCUGCUAAAUCGUUAAGAAUCCUGAAUGACCUGAAAGCUUCUCAGGGCUCACGGAGUGCCACCCGCACCCCUGAUCGACUGAAAAGCUCCUCUAAAUGAUCACAUGGAUCUGGACAAGGAGGUGGGCCAGCAAGGGGCUGUGAAGUCACGUUCAGAACAGUGGUAAUGUGGUAUGGUUUAAAGGGUCCCUGUGUGAUGUCCAGGGUCCCCAUGGGAUGCCCAGGUGCCCUGUUUUAUUCUCAGGAUCGCUGUGUAAUUUCCAGGAUCCCUCUUAAAUUCCUAGGGUCCCUGUGUGAUCUUCAGGGUCCCCGUAUGAUUCCCACAGUAACUGUGUAAUUCCCAGGGUCCCUGUAUGAUUGUCCCUUUAUGAUUCCCAGGGUAAUUAUGUAAUUCACAGGGUCCUUGUGCGAUUUCCAGGGGUUUCAUGUAACUCCAAGGGCCCCGGAUGACAUGGAUCUCCCAAAAUGCAGAAAAAGUUGUGGUUCAUUGUAGAUGGAAUUUUAUUAUAACUAGUGCAGAGCCCGUCGAAAAUGUGCAGUUCAGAAGGGGCAGUGCUCAUAUAAACAACGCACACGAUAUGUGUGUUGUUUUCACAGGUUGAAUGCACACUCAAAGGUUAAACACAGAAUUUGUACAUCCCCUGGCACUGAUAUUUACUCAUUCUGGACAAUUGUAUUGCCCUACAGUUAGGGUUGCUCAGUUGACUGCUUCUACAGCGAUGGUU
Molecule: messenger RNA, 3807 nt
Organism: Patiria miniata (bat star)
Lineage: Eukaryota; Metazoa; Echinodermata; Asteroidea; Valvatida; Asterinidae
Exons: 28
Coding region: 120-3182 (1020 amino acids)
Source: RefSeq, a predicted model, not a curated record